Salvelinus sp. IW2-2015 is the source of this 1280-nucleotide messenger RNA. RefSeq names its product hsc70-interacting protein. Gene Ontology annotation, molecular function: Hsp70 protein binding; protein dimerization activity. Lineage: Eukaryota; Metazoa; Chordata; Actinopteri; Salmoniformes; Salmonidae. The record is from RefSeq and is a predicted model, not a curated record.
ACAUACGAUUGUUGUGGAYGCUUGGUUGCACCCCUCUACUCGAAGCUACCCGUCGUUGAAGAGCUGUCUGGUCAUACAGCGUGUGCUGGACCUGUGAAGUGAGAAUGGACCCGCGGAAAGUGCAUGAGUUGAAGGCCUUCGUGAAGUUGUGCGACGAAAAUCCCUCCAUAUUGCACCUUCCCGAUCUCGGCUUCCUCCGGGCCUGGUUGCAAGGAAUGGGAGCUACAAUUCCACAAGCCCCCCAAAAUGACUCUUCAUGCAAGGGUGGGUGUCCAUGUGCUGGCGCUCCUCCCCCUGCCUCUGCUCCUGAGCCCAAUGCCCCCUCUGAGAGUGAGGAGAGUGAACUAGAGAUCGACCAAGAUGGGGUGAUUGAGCCAGACACAGAUGAACCUCAGGAGAUGGGAGACUUUGAAAAUCUGGAGGUGACAGAGGAAAUGAUGGACCAGGCCAACGAGAAGAAGAUGGAAGCUAUCGAAGCGUUAGGAGAAGGUGASUUGCAGAAAGCCCUGGACCUCUUCACUGAAGCCAUCAAACUCAAUCCACGGGUAGCUAUCAUGUAUGCCAAGAGGGCUAGCGUCUACAUCCGGAUGCAGAAACCCAAUGCAGCUAAGCGGGACUGCGACAGAGCCAUUGACAUCAACCCAGAUUCUGCACAGCCCUACAAGUGGAGGGGGAAAGCUCACAAGUUGCUGGGGCACUGGGAGGAGGCAGCAAAGGACCUGGCCACUGCCUGCAAACUGGACUACGACGAGGAUGCCAGCGCUAUGCUGAAAGAGGUCCAGCCCAAGGCUAAUAAAAUCAUUGAGCACCGGCGCAAGUAUGAGCGCAAGAGGGAGGAGCGAGAGAUCAAGGACAGGAAGGAGAGGGUAAAGAAAGCGAGGGAAGAGCAUGAGAAAGCUCAGAGGGAGGAGGAGGCUAGACAAGCAGCAGGAGGAGGUGGCUUCCCAGGUUUCCCAGGUGCUGGCGGUUUCCCAGGGGGUGCUGGCGGUUUCCCAGGGGGUGCUGGCGGUUUCCCAGGGGGGGCUGGCGGUUUCCCAGGGGGGGCUGGCGGUUUCCCAGGGGGGGCUGGAGGCUCUCCUUUCGGCAUGCCUGGUCUGGGAGAGCUCUUUAACGACCCAGAGGUGCUCAACGCCAUGAAGGACCCUGAGGUGAUGGCAGCUUUCCAGGAUGUGGCUCAGAACCCAGCUAACAUCGCCAAGUACCAGGGUAACCCCAAGGUCAUGGCCCUCAUCACCAAGCUGAGUGCCAAGUUCGGGAGCCCUUCGCCCUAGAGGAGAGGA